AUGGGGGCCAGUGAUGAGGGCGGCGGCGACACGGGGACGAAACUGGAGUACCUGCAUCGAAUCUACACGGACCCUUCGCAUCCGGCAAGUUUCAGCGGACCCGACAGACUGAAGAGAGAAGCAGACAGAGAGGGAAAAUUUGAGUUUAGCAAGCGCGAAGUGAAGACAUUCCUGGAGUCUCAAGACACUUACAGUAUUAACAGGCCAGUUCGCAGACGCUUCAAAAGGAACAGAAUAGUGGUGAGCGGCCUUUAUCAGCAGUACGACAUGGAUCUAUGCGACAUGGCAAAACUGAGGCGUUACCGUGGCAACCGAGGUACCCGCUUCCUGCUUGUACUCAUAGACGUCUUCAGCAGAUUCGCGUUUGUCCGCCCGCUAAAAAACAAAACCGUUCAGGCCGUGGCCGAGGCACUGGAAGAUAUCCUUACCCAGGGACGUAAGCCUGUGCGCUGUAGAUCGGACAGGGGUUCUGAGUUCAAGUCCAAAGCCGUGCAAGAUCUCCUUCGCCGCCUGGGAGUCAAACACUACUUCACAACCUCAGACCUGAAAUGCCAGCCAGUUGAAAGACUUAAUCAGACUCUGAAAAGCGCGAUAUACAAAUGGUGCUACCAGAAUAGAUCAUUUGCCUACGUCACAGUUCUAGAGCAACUUGUGCACGGCUACAACCACAGAGUGCACUCGGCCCUCUUUGGCCUUAGUCCCAGCGAGGUAAAUGAAUCGAAUCAGGCUAAGCUUUGGAAUCUUAUGUACGUCGGAUCUAAAAGUGUAAGGAGACGGAGUGCAAGACUGUAUUUUAAGUACGAGGUGGGGACUCUUGUCAGAGUUAGCCUCGCCAAGAGAACCUUCGAGCGUUCGUUCAGUCAGAAAUUCACGGAUACCCUUUACAAGAUUCGUGGGCGGGUCUACCGAGAAAACGUGCCUGUUUACUUUCUAAUGGAUUUGGAGGAGGAGCCAAUCAAAGUCGCUUUCUAUGAGCCAGAACUUCAGCGCGUGCGGAAAAACUUAGAUGGCAUGCGCCCUUGGGAGAUUGAAACGGUUCUUAAGACGCGAAAAGUGGGGAGAAAUCAGGAAGUGCUUGUCCGAUACCGGGGUCUCGGACCCAAGUUCGACCGUUGGAUACCAAAAUCUUCAGUGAACUCUAAAGUUGCAUAG
Molecule: messenger RNA, 1152 nt
Organism: Mercenaria mercenaria
Lineage: Eukaryota; Metazoa; Mollusca; Bivalvia; Venerida; Veneridae
Exons: 1
Coding region: 1-1152 (383 amino acids)
Biological process (GO): DNA integration
Molecular function (GO): nucleic acid binding
Source: RefSeq, a predicted model, not a curated record